Paramuricea clavata is the source of this 2374-nucleotide messenger RNA. The record is from the annotation of a GenBank genome assembly. Lineage: Eukaryota; Metazoa; Cnidaria; Anthozoa; Malacalcyonacea; Plexauridae.
AUGGUAAAAGUCUUUAUUUCUCCUAAUGAUGUACAGGAUAUAAACCUAUUGUCCGAAACACGGCUAGAACAGCGAUCAAGAACGCCGCAAAAGUCUUUUCUAAAGAGCAGUUUCGCCAUUCGAGAGCGUUGGUGGAAGGUACUUUACUCAAAGCUGUACAGGACGCUCUGGGAGGUGUGUGCUGUCGUAAAGAUUGCUCCAAGUAUGUGUGCCGAAAGGGCUGCAAGAAAUACAGUAACUGUACUACAGCAGAUAAAGGAAUAUUCGUUGAUGCCAGGUACGAUUCCGAAUAGCAUUUGAUAUCGCAAAUUUACAUAUAUAUGAUAUGAUCAAAUGCACUUUACAUCAAGUUUACGCUUACCUAAUUACAUAUUUAGCCUAAACCACUUUAUCUCUACAACAAUUAUGAUAUUACUUUCUUAACUGUGUUUAUCCUAACCGACCCUGUCAACUUUCCCUGUGGGAGGAAACCAGAGCACUCGGAGAAAACCCACGACUUUCGGCAGAGCGUUGACUGACUCUUUUCACCUGAGUCCAUUGCGAGAAUCGAAGCUACGAACUCAGAGGCAAAAGGUGCGCCCUGACGACUACAGUAGCUACCAAAGUCCCUGGUUUCAAUUGCAUGUUUUUGAUAUCACGAUUUUGAUUUUGAAGGUAUUUUCAAUUGCAUGAUUUUGAUAUCACUAAAACACUGAAAGAUCAAUGGCUGGAUCAAGUUGUCAAGAGAGAGGACACAGUGAAAGCCGGGUAUACUCAGACAGAGCAGGUAAGUGUAAUAGACCUUUAUAAAAAGGUUGACGUCAGCAGGAUUGUGACGUAGUUUGCGGAGAAAAUCCCGAAAGCUCAGAGUUGUUUACUUGUUUUGAGUUUUUUAAAAGCGAAAAGAGGCCAGUAUUAUGGUAAGUUUAAAGUAAAUUUUUCUAUAUAUAGGCCUUCAUAUUCGUUAGAGUUUAAAUUUUAUUUGUUUUUACAUUUAUUUUACUGUCAACAUUUAGCAAAUUGUUCGCUCGGUUUGUUUACAUAUUUCUUUGCUAAAAAGUAGAAUUUUUCUUUUUUGUUUCUCGAAUUCAUCAGUCUAAUCAUCAGAAUGGCCCUAAUCAAGCUGUAAACAGCAAUACACAAGCACAGACUGCUCAGUGAUCGUGCAAAGAGGUACAUAAGUCAUAAGUGAACUUAGACAUAUAAACUAAGACUAAGUCUAUUAUUUAUCGAUAAAUAGUUGAAGUGAACAUACAUGACAAGUAGCUUUUAUCAAUCGUGUUUAACACUUUCCGUGUCUGGGUCAACAAUCUAGCUUUAAUUUUCUAUCAAGGUUUUGCCAGGUUGGGCAAUUCUCAUGACUAGACUGAUGAAUUUGAGAAACAAAAAAGAAAAAAAUAUACUUUUUAGCAACGAAAUAUGUAAACAAACCGAGCGAACAAUUUGCUAAAUGUUGACAGUAAAAUAAAUGUACAAUCUAAUAUAAAAACAAAUAAAAUUUAAACUCUAACGAAUAUGAAAACUCAUUUGGCCUAUAUAUAGAAAAAAAUACUUCAAACUUACCAUAAUACUGGCUUCUUUUCGCUUUUAAAAAACUCAAAACAAGUAAACAACUCUGAGCUUUCGGGAUUUUCUCCGCAAACUACGUCACAAGUCUGCUGACGUCAACCUUUUUAUAAAGGUCUAUUGUUCGUUGUUUUGCUUUUCUUUGCAAAGUGUGUGUGUGUGUUGAUUUGAAAACAGGGACGUCGCGAAGUCAUUAACAUUGGGGGAUGUCCUGACAUUUUGACCAACCGUUUCAGUUCAAGAGUCUGACUCCAUCAAAUUUGUGAUGGAAAAACUGAAUGCUUAAACGGAUGGGUUUUUACAAGGUGAAAAGUUCGCGCGAUUCAAAAUACUUCUUUGCGCUUUUGAGUACUACCAUAGUUGACAAUGUAAACCAAUUUGAAAAACCAACAAUUGACCAAAUAUUUUUACAAAUAUUUCCAUUUUGACCAACUUUUUGAACUUAAAAAUUAUUUGGGAGAAGGAUGUUAGGGACGUCCCUGUUUGAAAAGCUCACUCCUGUAAUGAAUAUCACCGUCUCAUUUCUCUAUUUUAGAUCGUAAGAAAAGUAACGGAGCAACAGAAAGAAGCUGUCGAAAACAAAAUUCAAGAAGUGAAUGAAAAUGCGGCGGCAAAUGUAACGGUCAUCAAUGCCCAGGCAGAGGCCAAAUCGCUUCGCUUAGUCGAAGAUGCGAGGAAUCAAGGACUUGAACUUUUAUACUCUACGCUGAACUUUGAAAACGAACAGCACAAAGCAUCGUUUAAUUAUCUUCGUACUUUGAGAAACCACAAGAAUAUUCGUCUGCAUGUAAACUUUGGCAACCUGAUCUCAGGACCUAAUACCGGAUAG